Oikopleura dioica is the source of this 1254-nucleotide messenger RNA. Lineage: Eukaryota; Metazoa; Chordata; Appendicularia; Copelata; Oikopleuridae. The record is from the annotation of a GenBank genome assembly.
AUGGACGAGGGCUCGGCCGAUCCAGUGAUUGGCAACUGUUACGAAGAUGACUUCCUUCCGCCGUUUCAGACCGAUAUCGAUUUCGAUUCAAUAAUCAACGAUUUCGACCCAGCAGUUUUUGACCAGGCGAGCUCACUAUCGUCUAUCAAAUACGAAAUCGACUCAGGCCAUGGCUGCUCUCCGCAAUCCUCGCCAUCGUCGGCCACCUCUACGAUUUCGACAAACUCGCCCCAGCCAAGUAUCACCUACAACGAGCUGGCAUGUCAAACAUCCGAUGCACUUGUUGAGUACAAACCAACACCAACGCAAAUUGUGAUCAAGACGGCGAGCGAAGUUGAAACGAGAAAUUGUGAAAAAAGACGCAUCUCGAUUCGCGAAAAGAAACCAACGCCAAAGAAAAAGGCAAGAAUCGAAAAAUGCGACUCGCCAAAAAUCGUCAAGAUUGAAAAGGCACCCGAAAGUGUUCAAAUCCAAGAGGAGGAUUUCACCAUCGACGGCGAAAUGUCUCAGGCAGAAAUCAACGCAGUCCUCGAACAGAACAACUGGGAGGCGAACGAGAAAAACAUCAAGAAAGCAAAGCGAAAAAUUAAGAACAAGAAGUCGGCGCAAGAAAGCCGCCGCCGGAAAAAGGAACACAUGACCGAUUUGGAGGAGAAGGCAAAGCACUAUGAAAGCAAAUCGUCGCGAUUGGAGCGAGAACUCGAAAAGGAACGAGCGCAGAACAAGUCCUUGAUGAGCCAGGUCCGCGAAUUGCGAAACGUGGUGAACCAGCAGUUCCAAGGCAAGAACGCCAAAUCGGCGACUACGCAGACCUCUGCGGCAGUAAUGGUCGUUCUGCUCUGCAUGACUAUCUUCAAGGGAACUUGGUCGAGCAGCGAAAACAACAAGAACAACAAGGCUAAGGACAACAUUAUUUCCAUCACUGACGAAUUCGACUACACCCCAACAUCAUUUAAAUCCCGAAUGCUGAAAUGCUUCUCUGAGGAUGAUCUUGACUUUUGCAUGGUUGACGAGGACGCGUAUCCGACGAUCGACUUCGACACUGACUCUGACGCUUCUGACGACGAACUGGACCCGGACCUGGACUUCUUGAGUGGUAAAAUGGACGAACUGAACUUGGCGGUGCCAAAAGAGGAAAAACAAUGGGAGUACACUCCCGGCGCGCUGGUCAAAGUCGUCGCGCAAAUGUUUGACGACGAGCGCGAGAACGUCACUGAGCAACAGCCUCCGGAAGGAGUGAGAAUGGUUUCUUGA